AUGUAAGUUUUCAAGGGUUUUCAGCGAAAGCUGUGUUUUCGUUUGACAGAUUUUGUAUGGAUGAUAACAAAACUUUCGCGUGAAAGCCUCUUUUGUCUACGAAAACACUAAUUUUGUGACGGUGCGAACAUGGUAUUAGGAUUGGUUAUUUAGAUUUAUACAAUGGUUGGUGAUAUCAAGCGAAAUCAAUUAUAAUGGAUGAAUUUUGCUCUCUGAGCGCAAAAAUCUAGAAAACGAUAGACGCCGUUUUUCAAAGUUCCAAAUAAAUAGGGAAGCCAUUCCUCCGUAUGCAAAUAAUGACAUUAAAUCUGUUAUCAACGAAUAUAAAAUAGUGAAAUAAAAGCAACAUCGAGUAUGGAAAUCAUAUUAAACCAAGGUUUGCUGAUUUGGGAACUGAUGAAAAUAAUGUAAAGCCGGAAAAAGGGGACGAAAUGGAUCAAUGGGUUUCCGAUUCAUUUUACUCAUACUUUCCUGGAUAUACGAACGAGUAUCAGAAACGACAAGAAACUUUGCGAAAUCAGCAGCGCGAAAAUCAACAAAAUUUUAUAAAACAUCAAUUCGGUCAGUUUUUUUCGAUUUUCUUAAUGUGUCAAGAAACUUUUGAAGCAGCAUUUCUAACGAAGCAUCCUAAAGGUCCCAAAUAGACUACUAAAAGAACUGCAAACUAUUUAAAUACAAGUUGUACAUUUGUGAAGAGGUGGUCAGAUCAUUAUAUAAAAACUAGAAACGAAGAUGACAAGCCAGGAAGAGGGAGUGACAUCUAAAAGUGAGGACAAAGUGAUUGUUCUCUUGUUUAAGAAGAAACCACUGUUCAGUCUAAGGGCAAGUUGUCAUCAAGCUAUAAAGGGAUUAGAUAUAUGUGUCUCUAAAUACAAUACGACAGACUUCAGAGACCUGACAUUACAGCAGUACUGUGACGUAUUUGGCUAAGAAAAGGACAAACAUUUAUUCAAAGGAGUCUUAAGCACCCUCAAAAGGUGCAUGUUUAUGAAUGUUUCUUUGCUUAUGGAUUUGGGGUUUGGAGGUGCUUUACAGAAAACCUGAACGCCGUUAGAAUGAUAAAAUUGUAUAAAAAGGGUUAGCUGAAAUGUUUAAAUGCAAACAUACUGCAAGAAGACAAUGAUUCCAAACAUAAGAGCAGACUCUGUAUUCAAAUGGAAAUAAGAAAACCAUAUUGUUACUUUAGAUGGGUCAUCACAGUCACCAGACGCUAAUCCAAUAGAGAAUUGUUGGCUUAAAUGCCAAAUAUCAAGAAAACAAUUAACGUCAACAAAAGAUGUCAUUCGGCUACUCCAACAUACCUGGAGAUCGUUUCCUGUGGAAUAUGCGUAAAAUUAUUUGCAAGUUGUCAUCAGGCUAUAACAGACAACGCGGGAGAUUUGAGCAAGAAUUGAAUUAACGUCAGCUAAAAAAACAACGUAUUUUCUAUAAUUAUAAUAUUUUUCUCAAAACACGAUACCUACACUUUGAGCCGUUAUUUUUUUAACACACUGUAUAUAUUAGGGUGGGCCAAACAAAAGUUUAUAAAUUUUCAUUUUCACUGUAUAAUAAUUUGUUCAAAUGCGUUAAACAUUAAAAUAUAUAUAUGAAAAUGUUCCUGUGUUGUUUAUAUGGAAAAUCAAACUGCGCCAAGAAGGCCUCAAAAUUUACUAACAUUUUUUUUCGUAAUUUCGGACGAUAUUUUCACGGUAUCUAAAGAAAAAAUUUAAAAGUUUUGUUUUGGGCCAUUCUAAUGUAUGUACAUAUGUAUGUAUAUAUGUAUUUACAGUAUUGGAAAAAUAAUAGGGACAUUAAAAGCAAAUCAAACAGUACUUUAAUUAGACAUCAGUUAUACUGUAAUAGUCUUUGCAUUGCGACAAAAAGUUAUUAUGAUUUUAGGUGCAUGUGCUACGUAAGGGCUUGAAAAAAAGAUAGAGACAAAUUUAGUUAUUUACUAGUUUGCACAGAAAAAUUGUAAAGAUUCCAACGAAACUUUCUGAAAUUAAGAGCAUAUUUAUUGUUUUGUUGAAAUUAACUAUAUUACAUAACAAAUAAAUAUUUUUAUAAAGAACGAAAAGAAAACCAUUAUUAAAUUAAGAAAAUCGGCAAAAACUAUUUGUGAAAUAGCGGACAUAAUGGAAUGCUGAUUUUGGGAAGCUGGACUAAUUGGAAUAAGUGCAAGAAAAGUUCCGUUUUUAAGCAAACAAAAUGUAAAAAAGAGAAUUAAAUUUGCUCAGAGACACAUGCUUCGUGGAUAUUGGAAUAACCUGUGGUCGGAUGAAACAAAAGUUAAUUUAUUUAGAUCCGAUGACCUCGAAAUGCGGAAUUUGACCCCAGAGAUACACGCUCAAUAAUGUUAUUGGAAUUUUUUUGGCGGCUGGAGUUGGGGCGAUUUAUUGGAUACAAGACGAAAUGUGUUCAACAGAUUCUCUCAACAUCCUUAAUACUGUAAUGUUGCUAUAUGCGGAGGAGCACAUGCCACUAAAAUGGGAGUUUAUGCAUGACAACGACCCGAAAUAUUGUUCGAAAGUGGUAAAAUCGUGGUUUCAGCGUAAUAAAGUUAACGUUAUGGAAUGGCCCUCCCAGUCGCCAGAUCUCAAUCCUAUAGAACAUCUAUUGGAAGUGCUGAAGAAAACAGUUGGUGGACAAAAAUGGAAAAAUAAGCACGAAUUAUGGAGAAAAACCCAAGAAGCAUGGUAUUCAAUACCGGCCACGACUUGCACUAACCUUGUCAGCUAAAGGUGUAUCAACAAGAUAUAUGUGAAUGGAAGAAAAGUAAUAAUUAAAUAAAAUAACAAAACAAAAAAUGAAUUAAUGUUUGUCCCUAUUUUUUAUUUCCAGGCUGAAAUACAAAAUGUUUCCGUCUUCACUUUGUAAACUCAAAUAAACCUUUAAUAACUACUGAAAUCUUAAUUAAUUAUCUAAUUGAACGAUAAUAUUUGAAUUUUUUUAGUGCAUAUCGUUUAUACAUAUAAUUAAAAAUUUGAAACAUCUCCCUUUGUCCCUAUUAUUUUUUCCAACACAGUGUAUGUCUAUAAAAAUUACGUAUCACGUUUUCUCCGGGGUUAUCCCCUAAACUAGUGAACCGGUUUUAGUAAAAUUUACCACACUGUGACCAGUUUGAUUCAACUUAAAUGGUAGGAUAGUUAAUAUCUCAAUUAUAUUAAAAGUGAAACAAUUCAUAGAUAAAAAUAUAUAUUUCUCAUUCAUUAUUUUUUUCAAUUGACAAAUAUUUGUAUGAAUAAUUUUCGAAAAUUAAACUUAUUAAGUAUAAUCCCUUGGAUUUUUAUUCUUGCAAUAACGUUUUCGCCUUUAUUCGUAAAUAAGUUCACUGUAUUGAAUAGUUUAUUAUAAUAGUAUUUAUGUAUAUCAUAGCCACAGCACCGCGUGGUCCGAUCUUGCUAGUUUCAUAAAAAUAUAAUGUAUUUAUCUCAAGAUACAUCUAUAUAUACGUAUAUUGUACUUUCUUUUUUUAAAAAAAUUAAGGAGAUGUUACAAACAUCUCAGAAACAAACACGUGUUGUUACGCCAGUCUUCAUUACAAGUAAUCACCUGGACCCAUCUUUGAAUAAAACUCGUUCCGGACCUGCUGCCAAUUUGCCUUUGAAAACUCCAACACUAUCUAACUACAAGACUGAUUUAGAAAUUAUAGUAACGAAUCCUAACUAUCAACCUACGGCAUAUAUAAAUUCACGACCUAAUACAACUCGUCACAAAUUGCUUCGGGAUUUAAGUCAUACAGUGUUAUCUUCAAAUGAAGAGAUUUACAUCGACCGUAAUGAACAUGUAGAGCUUGAAACAAAACGGAAAAAGGAGUAUCAACAAGAAUUAAUGGAACAAAUUGAAGAAAAACGGCGUACCGUUCAACUUUUACGAGAAAAGGAACGUAUGGAGGAUGAAGCUUUAACAAGGAGUUUACAAGAGCAACUUAAUGCAAUUAAUUUGGAGACAAAAUUAGCGAAGGAAAACAUUCUCACUGAAAAGAUUAAAAAGAAUACGGAACAAAAUCGGCUAAUGAGAGCUCAACUCCUUGCUAAGUUAGAAAAUGAUGCUAAUAUGCUAAGCAAAAAAAAACAUGAGAAAGGAGAAAUCCCAGCAGCCAUUGGCAAUGCUAAUUUAAAAAAUAGAAAAGGCUAUGAGAGAGGGAAUGUAAUCAAAAAUAAAGUUUAUCAAUACUUUAGUAAUUCCGCACGACAAGACAGCCGUCAUUAUAACAAUAUGGCUGAAAAAGAAUGUUUUCACUUGAGCGAAAAAAUUUGCUCGAAGUGUGAUGGACCGUUAAGGAGCUAUGAAAGGUGUUGUCUAAACUGCCAAGAACGAGUUUAUACAAAUCAAAUAAAAUGCGGAGCAGUUCAACCAAAGGUUAAAGACAAUGUCAUUUAUUGUGAUAAACCGAGUUCAAGUACUGACAGUUUAACAGAUGAAACAGUCAAGGCGGAUUGUAGAUCUAGUGAAAAAUUUCAGAUUGAUGAAAGUGACAUGGAAAAAUAUACAAACAGUUUUGUAUUAGUUUGUCAUAAAUGUGAACGCAUAUACGUACUUUGUCGUAAUUGCGUUGCAAAAAAAGCUGUUUGCCGAGCAUGUCAUCGUAAACUUAACGUUUGCAUGAGUUGUAGAUGCAAUUUAUGUAAUAUCUGUCUGAAUGAAAUCGCAACGGGCCAGAAUACAGACCGAAUACAUACGAAUGAUACGCGGUCUAAUAGAGAGGUUGAAGAAACAGAUUUAAAGCAAGGAGUGCAUUCAUUUCACAUCCUUAAUUUAAAUAGUACUGCCCCAAAUAUUGCUGAAGAUAAUUACAGCAGUUCGUUGGUUGGUACCGUUGCUGAAGAAGACGAUUCAUCAUGCCAUCAUAUUAAAAAUAAUUUGGGGGAUGAGAAGCCACAAGUUCCUCAUUUUGAUAGUAUUGAAGUAAAGUAUGUUUAUUUAGAUGAAGACGAAAGUUCGUGCAUUGACAGUGUCCGCCACGGAACGGAUAAUCAUCUGUCUCGAUACUUGAAAAACUAUGGUGAUGUCGCCCGGUGGCGGAUAGACAAAGAGCGUGGGAAAAGCGAAUCUCGCGAUUAUGGCAUACAAACAAUCGAUUCAAACGUGAAGUGGCGUGAUGUUAUGCUGAACGAAGAACAUAAUUUGUCGAUGCCAUUGCUUCGAGAAAUGCCAAAAAUAACGAGAAAGCAAAUUCUAAAUUACCCCGAAAUGGGCACAACACAAAGAAAACGGAAAAUAGAUUGUCUUAAGCAGAAGUGGGAGGUGCCAGCCGUACAGAAGUGUAUAAUUACUCAGAAUUCUCAUACCCUAACGCAAGUGGGCGCUAUACGAAAGCAGCUACAAGCUCAAUGCCUGAGUGAUGCGCAAUUUAAAUCCGACGACAUCAUACCGUAGCAAAUUUAUUUGGAUUUAUUUAUUAAUUUGCAUCGUUGUGGUGAUUUCUAGAAAUAGAGCGUGGCACGAGCAUUAUUUUAAGCUCUAACAAAUCUUAUGCAUUUUUUCGGCUACAAUUUUUGGUGAGCUUCCAUUCAUCUAUAUGACUACGCCAAACUUGAGGGACAUCUGAUAAUAUCUAGUACUGGGCACUGGGUAAUUGCUGUUAGUUAUGUAAAAUAUUCAGUAGAG
Bactrocera oleae (olive fruit fly) is the source of this 5589-nucleotide messenger RNA. Lineage: Eukaryota; Metazoa; Arthropoda; Insecta; Diptera; Tephritidae. The record is from RefSeq and is a predicted model, not a curated record.